AUGAACAACAACCUGCAGGGGCUGACCCAGUACUGGAGGCUGUACAUGUUGACUUUCAUUCUGGGACUUGGUGGAACACUGCAGUAUGGACUCCAAGUCUCCAUCAUGACUUCACCUGCUCAGCACAUCCAGGAGUUUGUGAACCAGACCUGGCUGGACAGGUACGAGGUCCCUGUGGGGGAGUCCACCAACACCCUCAUCUGGUCCCUGAUGGUGUCCAUCCUGAGCGUAGGGGGCCUGAUCGGAACCAUCCAUAGCAGAGUCCUCCCAGUCAAAUACGGACGGAAAACCUCAAUGCAGAUCAAUAAUGUGGUGGCCAUCCUGGCAGCUGUACUGAUGAUCCUCUGCCAAAUGUUCAAGUCUUUUGAAAUGAUUCUCAUUGCACGGAUCAUGUAUGGAUACAAUAUUGGAAUGGGUAUAAAUCUGCACCUGAUGUACCUGAGUGAAAUCUCUCCAAAGAGGCUGCGAGGUUUCCUCACCUUAACCAGCUCCAUCUUCCUCAGCUUAGGGAAGCUCCUGGGACAGAUACUCGGGAUCAGCGACGUGAUGGGGACUGCAGACUUGUGGCCGUAUCUGCUGGGCUUCAGUGGCCUUCCUGCCAUGCUGCAGUUUGUAUUGCUGCUGUGGUUCCCAGAGACGCCGCGUUACCUCUUCAUCGACAGAGGAGAUGAGGAGGGCUGCAAGAAAGUGCUUGGUUGGCUGUGGCAGGAGGAGGACGCGGGGCUGAAGCUGGAGCUGGAGGACAUGAGGAAGGAGCGGGAGAGCCAAUCAGAGAAGGCCAAGACGGUGCUGGACACCCUGACCUCCCGCAGUGUCCGCUGGCAGCUGCUGGCCAUGCUCAUCCCCUCCUCCGGCCUGCAGUUCUGUGGCAUCAACGCAAUUUAUUUUUAUGCAUUUCACAUUUUCCAUGAAUCUGGAGUCCCAGCGGAGAAAAUGCAGUAUCUCUCACUGGGCAUUGGUGCUACAGAGGUCAUCACUGUAUCACUGUGUGGUUUUACCAUAGAGCGUAUGGGCCGUAAGAAGCUGUUGGGCUAUGGCUACCUCCUGAUGGCCAUUUUGAUGUGCAUACUGAUCGUCAUGCUGACCAUCAAGGACAUGGCACCCUGGUUACCUUAUUUCAACAUUGGCCUUCUAUUCACCGUCAUCUGUGUCUAUGGCUUAGGCCCGUCUGGAGCAUCGAUGUGCCUUCCAGCCGACCUCUUCCUCCAGGUCUGGCGGCCGGCCGCGUUUGCAGUCGGAGGCAUCGUCAACUGGGUCAGCCUCUUCGGCAUUGGGAUGGUCUUCCCCUAUGUGGUGGAGGGAAUGGGCCAGUACUGUUUCCUGAUAUUCGUGACCUACUGCACAUUCACGUCCUUCUUUGUGCUGUACUUCAUCCCAGAGACCAAAGGGAAAACCUCAAUGGAGAUCGAUGAAGACUUUAAAAAACUGAACUUCAAAAACACCAGCCAAAAAUCUGAUGACUUCUUGGUAACCAAACUGUAGCUGUGUAGUACAUUUCCCCAUAACACCUCCUUUACUAUUUUUUGUUACAUUUGUGCAAUGUUCACACAUUUCAAAUGUGUUAUUUUGCAUUGCCUUUUCGUGAACUUUUGAGAUGGUCACAGUUAUGUUGGCAGAGGAAGGGGCACGCUCCAAAGUGUUCCCACAACUUUGAAAGCUUGGAAUUGUUUUAUUGUUUUGGUAUCCUGAUGGUUCAACCUGGUGCUUUUCCAACAUGACUGUGCAACAGUGCACAAAGCAAGGUCCAUAAAGACAUGGGCGACAGAAUACUAUUAUGGUAUGGAUGAAGUUGAGUCCUAACCUGAACCCAAUGGAACAACUUUGGGAAAUGAAUUAGAUUGGAGACUGAUUCUGAGAGCCAGGCCUUGUCAACCAACAUCAGUAUGUGACCUCACCAAUGUGAUUUUGGAAGAAUGGUCAAAAAUUCCUAUAAACAGUCAUCCUUGUGGACAGUUUUCCCACAUGACUUGAAGCUGUAGUAGCUGCAAAAGGUGGACCGAUGUCAUAUUGAACCCUAUGGGUUAGGAAUGGGAUGAGAUCAUAUGGUUGUCAAGCCAGGUUAGUGAAUACGUUUGGGGGGUGUCAUAAUACUCCUAGCAUUGAAUAGAACAGUCCUUAGGUCUUCCUAAAGGGGGAUUCCCCCCCCCCCUCCCCCUUGCAAUAGUAGAACCCGGAAACAAUGGGCCAAUGGAACCUCUCUCUCUCUACUCUCUCUGGUUCUACCCAUCUUCUUCACAGGAUGAGGGAGACAACGGGCUGGAGUGUUAUGUGUAGCACCAGUAAUAUGUGUCUUGGGAGUGUCUUAUUGUAUUUCAUUUAUCGUAUAAGGCUAAAUGUUUUCUCAGGGAAUUACACAUUUAAGGGAUUCAAGUUACCGGCACAUCCUUUAACGCAAAACAAAAAAACCCACGAUACAACACAUGUAGGUAACAUAUUUUAGGUAGGAUUGUGAUGGAAAAUACACUCACCGGCCACUGCAUUAGGAACACCUUUCUAGUGCUGGGUUUGACCCCCUUUUGCCUUCAGAACGGCCUGAAUUGCCUGCAACAAUACUCGGGUAGGCUGUGGCAUUGCAACAAAGAUAAAUUGGUACUAAUUGGCCCAAAUUGUGCUAAGAAAAUAUCCUUAUGCCAUUAUAUCUCUAGCCUGAAACAUUGAUGUACGGCAGGGUUGACCCAUGUUUUCAUGCUGUUGACACCAAAUUCUGACUAUUCCACCUGAGUGUUGCAGUAGAUAUCAAGACUCAUCAGACCAGGCAACAUUUUUCCGAUCUUCUAGUGUCGUUUAUGGUGAGCCUGUCCAAAUUGUUGCCUCAUUUUCCUGUUCUUAGCUGACAGGAGUGGCACCAAAUGUGGUUUUCUGUAGCCCAUUUGCCUAAAGAUUUGAGGUGCUGUGUAAUCAGGGAUUCUCUUAUGCAUACCUCGGUUGUAAUGUGGUUAUUUGACUUAAUGUUGCCUUUGUAUCAGCUCAAACCAGUCUGGCCAUUUUUCUCUGACCUCUGCCAUCAACAAGGCAUUUUUGCCCACAGAUUAGCUGCUCACUGCAUUUUUUUUCUUUUCCGUACCAUUCUUUGUGUGUGAAUAUCCCAGUACAUCAGUCUUUUCUGAAAUACUCAAAUCAAGCCUUUUCGGCAUCAACAGCCAUGCCAUGUUCAAAGUCAUUUAAAUAACCUUUCUUCCCCAUUGUUAUGCUCGGUUUUAACUGCAUCAGAUCAUCUCGCCCAUGUCUACAUGCAUAAAUGCAUUGAGCUGCCCUCAUGUGAUUGGCUGAUUAGAAAUUUGCCUCAAUGAACAGCUGUAACGGGUGUUCCUAAUAUAGUGGCCGGUGAGUGUAUGCAAUACAGAGCAGAUGGACAAUGGAAGUGUUUACAUCUUAUGGAUUCUGUAUCAUAUAGUUGUACCAUAUACACAUACUUGUAAUAUGUGUUGCUAAUGUGUUAUAUUUCAUCCCACUUCAUUGGAAAUGUUAUGUUUUAUUGCAGUAAAACUAAACUUGAAUCAACAAUUUGUAUUGUUUGAGCACUUUAAAUUAUGAUUGAAACUGUGAAAAUAUAUGUAUGAAUAUGAUUACUUUCAUGCAUAGAAACUUUCAUCCUUUGAAAACUACCUUCAUCAUAAGUACCACAUAAGUCUAAAAGCUUAAACUACAGUAAAU
This is a messenger RNA of Engraulis encrasicolus (European anchovy), 3654 nucleotides long. RefSeq names its product solute carrier family 2, facilitated glucose transporter member 5-like. The transcript is spliced from 12 exons. Gene Ontology annotation, biological process: monosaccharide transmembrane transport. Bases 1 to 1482 code for a protein of 493 amino acids. Gene Ontology annotation, molecular function: hexose transmembrane transporter activity. NCBI's taxonomy places the organism in Eukaryota, Metazoa, Chordata, Actinopteri, Clupeiformes, Engraulidae. The record is from RefSeq and is a predicted model, not a curated record. Gene Ontology annotation, cellular component: plasma membrane.